CUUAGCAUGCCUCACUUGUCCUGUGCUUCGUGUGGAUAUUCACGAGAGGCGUCUUUGCCAGAACUUCAAAAGAGUGGUUACUGGCCUGGUAACAUCCCUGCAAGUGCACUGUUCACAACAGAUGUGCUUGUCUCAUUUCAAGAGAUGAAAAUGGCAUCACCAGGGAUGUCUUUUCAAGCAUUUGUUAAAAUGUUUGAUGAGAAAACAAUUCUCUUUGGUAGAAGUGGAAAAAUAUCGGCCAUUGCCUUCAGCUGCAGUUUCAAUGAAUGGGUUGCAGCAAGAUAUGCAGUGGAAAAGAUGUGUCAGGAGGAGUUUUUCACUUGUCUAGCAUGCACUCCGGACAUGUUAGCUGUAUCUGUUGAUGGCAAUCGCAAACACUAUCGCUUUAAAAACAAAGCAAGCACAGAGAAAAGGGCAUUACUUGACCAACUUUUUAUACAGAGUGAUGUGGAUGUGUACUGAUCACGUGUCGGGAAGAGGAUUAUGUGGUGCAUCACACUGGACAGCAGCAAAAGAACUGGCCAAGAAAUCAAGCAGCAAACUGGAUGAGGAGGGAUUAGAGAUCGCUGUCUGUCGCCAUGGCGUUCUCCUUAUGGCCUUAAAUAUGUUUCGAGGGGAAAUUUUUGCUUACCCACUUUUUCUUGCAGACAUGUCACAGGGGAGCAUCAAAUUCUUCUGUUCAGAUGUAGCCUGUAUUUCCAAGCACUUCCCCGAGCUGCAGUCUUUACUGGACAUGCAUCCUUUUCUGUCAGUGAUGCAUGCCAAAGCACACUAUUGGAAAUGUGAGGUCAAGUAUAGUGGGGCCUACCAGGAAGGAGCUGGGUCAACUAUUGGUGAGGAAGUGGAGCAGGCGAACAGCUUCCUAUCUAGAAUUGCUGUUACAAGCAAAUACAUGUCAAAAUCAGGCCGAGCAGACAUGAUUACAAUGCAAGCCAUGUUGUGGAUUAAGCGGAAGAUUCUCAAUUUGGGACAAGCUCUGGUUAACAGAUAUGUAAAGGAUUCUGUUCGUUCACUGGAAGCACAUUACGUGACUAUGUUCUCAUACAGGAACAGAAGACUUGGGACGAAGCACAGGAUUAUUGCAGAAGGACUCACAUUGACUUAGCCACAGUUCAGAGUACUGAAGACUCUGCAAAUCUACGAGAAGCAGUUUAUAAAAUGAGUAACAUGGCCUGGAUUGGACUGUACAAUGACAUUAAUAGCUGGCGGUGGUCUUAUCAGGAUGAGAAAAUUACAUUCCAGAAUUGGGAAACUGGGGAACCAGACAACAUUGGCGGACAUGAGGAAUGUGCUUCGAUAUAUUAUACCAGCACAUGGAUUGAUGUGCGUUGCACUAAACUAUUUCCUUUUUUUUGCUAUACAGGUAAGAAAAUGAUAGCAACAUGUGUUCAUAAUGUGGAAAUUCUGAACAGACUUUGCAGUAACAGAUUUUUUUAAAAUACACUCACUAGGUAUAAUACUUAAGAUAAUUUAUAACUUCGGUAGGGCUACCUCUGAAUUAUUCCCGAAAAACUCUGAUGAUGACGAAAACCUUUAUUGCCCCGAGGGGAAUUUGUUUUGCACUCAAGGGAGCCACAUUUAACAUUAACACAGAUAACAUAAAGGAUACAGUAAAAAGUAAAACAAAACAAACAACAACACAGCAAUGGUGUUGACAUACAAACACAAAUUGAGGGUAUACUGAUCUGCGAGAUUGGAGAUGCUUUUAACCUCAGAUCCAGUAAUUUUCCUGACCAUUUUAGUCACCUUUUUUGAGCAUAUUCCUGUUCUGGACAGAAAGAGAACUUAUACUCCUCCACAGUCUCAAUAACUGUCCCUUGAAUAGUAACAGGUUGCAGUGGAGGGGGCCUUUUCCUUAAAUCGAUCACCAUUUCUUUUGUUUUUGAAAUAUUUAAAAUUAAUGAAUUUUGACUGCACCAUUAAUGAAAUUGGUCAACCUCAGUCCUAUAGUCCUGUUCAUUAUCGGUUAAAAAAACCAACUAGGGCAGCAUCAUCUGCAAACUUAAUCAGUGAACAGUUAGAAUGGUGACU
Messenger RNA from Carassius auratus (goldfish), 2031 nucleotides. RefSeq lists its product as uncharacterized. The transcript has 7 exons. The coding region runs from base 362 to 1105 and encodes 247 amino acids. The record is from RefSeq and is a predicted model, not a curated record. NCBI's taxonomy places the organism in Eukaryota, Metazoa, Chordata, Actinopteri, Cypriniformes, Cyprinidae.